Molecule: messenger RNA, 1419 nt
Organism: Talaromyces marneffei
Lineage: Eukaryota; Fungi; Ascomycota; Eurotiomycetes; Eurotiales; Trichocomaceae
Exons: 2
Coding region: 1-1419 (472 amino acids)
Cellular component (GO): cytoplasm
Molecular function (GO): ornithine decarboxylase activity
Source: RefSeq, a predicted model, not a curated record
AUGGUUAUGGCACCUUCGCUUCUUACUCCUGAUGAUGUAUACGUUUUUAACAACUAUCAUCCUCAUACGAAAGACCCGGAUUCGGCUAUCGUGACCCAUUUGGAUAUCGAUCAUGGAAUAAAUGAUGCUCUCGUGUUGCGGGGUCACUCCUCCCCGAAGGAGAUGAUACUCGGUGAAUUGAAGAAACGCAUUGACAGUAUUGACAUUGCGGGGUGCGAGCCUGGUGAGGAGGAUGCGUUCUAUGUCGCAGACAUGGGCGAAGUCUAUCGCCAGCACAUGCGCUGGAAGAUGAACCUAGGCCGUAUCAAGCCUUUCUAUGCCGUCAAAUGCAACCCCGACCCAGAGGUUUUGCGCCUCAUGGCCAAGCUCGGCCUUGGUUUCGACUGUGCCUCCAAGACUGAGAUCGACCUUGCUCUCAAGACGGGCAUUGACUCAAGCCGUAUCAUUUAUGCUCAACCGUGCAAGACCCGGUCGUACCUUCGUUAUGCCCGCCAGAAAGGCGUCAAGCAGAUGACUUUUGACAACACAGACGAGCUGUAUAAGAUCAAGAACGACUUUCCGGAUGCUGAAUUGUACCUGCGUAUUCUGACUGAUGACUCAACCAGUCUGUGCCGCCUCAGCAUGAAAUUUGGUGCUUCUUUGGACACUGCUCGCCCUUUGUUGGAUUUGGCCAAGAAACUCGAGCUCAAUGUAGUUGGCGUUAGUUUCCACGUCGGUUCUGGAGCUGAAGAUCCAGGCGCUUUCCUCAAAGCCGCCCAGGACGCACGCUGGGUGUUUGAUCAAGCUGCUGAAGUUGGUUAUGAGCUGCACACUCUGGAUGUUGGCGGUGGUUUCUGCGACAACACUUUUGAAAAGUUUGCUGCCAUUUUGAGCAAGGCAGUUGACGAUUUGUUCCCAGCACAUGUUCGUAUCAUUGCUGAGCCAGGCCGCUACUACGUUGCAGCAGCUUUUACACUUGCGGCCAACGUUAUUGCUCGCCGCGAUGUGUUUGACCCACAGAAUUCAUCGGGCAGUUACAUGAUCUAUCUGAACGAUGGUGUUUAUGGCAAUUUUUCCAACAUUAUCUUCGAUCACCAACACCCGGUUGCUCAGAUUCUGACAUGUGCCAAUGGCAGUAUUCCUCCUACUCCAGGAUUGACCGCUUCAGGCUCGUCUACUCCUGAUCCAUCUGCUGGUGAUUCUCCUUGUGCUCCUGCGGGUGUUGAAUAUAGCAUCUGGGGACCUACCUGUGACGGUAUUGAUGUCAUUAGCCAGCAGAUUGUCCUGCCAGGCUUGGUUGAUGUGGGCGAUUGGUUGUAUUUUGAGGACAUGGGCGCUUACACUCGUUGCAGUGCCACUCGUUUCAACGGGUUUCCUGACAACCACAAUGUCAUCUAUAUUUCCAGCGAGAGCGGAGCAUCCGCCUUGUUGGAGUACUAG